Messenger RNA from Phalaenopsis equestris, 1925 nucleotides. RefSeq names its product DEAD-box ATP-dependent RNA helicase 57. The record is from RefSeq and is a predicted model, not a curated record. The coding region runs from base 231 to 1805 and encodes 524 amino acids. Lineage: Eukaryota; Viridiplantae; Streptophyta; Magnoliopsida; Asparagales; Orchidaceae. Gene Ontology annotation, molecular function: nucleic acid binding; ATP binding; RNA helicase activity. The transcript has 13 exons. Gene Ontology annotation, biological process: maturation of SSU-rRNA. Gene Ontology annotation, cellular component: 90S preribosome.
AGCCAAAACCAUCGCCUGCCUUCCUCCUUCCUCCUCUCGUUCCUAAAACCCUCGCGUUACAGUCGCUACUGAACCUUAGCUCUCUGUCGGCGUAUCUCCGCUCCUAUCCGACAAACCCGCAUCUUUCUCUUCAUUCCUUCCACCCCCUUUCGCGUGAUUCAGCUUCUAUCCGGCAUUUCAGAGGUUUUGGGACGGGGAUCGUUGAACUCUAUUUCAGAAAAAUCAAAACUAUGGAGAAGAGACCUUCUCUCUUUGCUGGCACACAUUUUGAUCGAAAUCGUUUCGCCAAGGAUAUCGCCAGAUUCAAGCCAAAUGAGGUGCAUGAAGGUUAUCAAGAGCAUGUAUACAGGGAAUUUCAAUCGAAUGUGCUGAAUGGAAGCAAGAAAGAGAAAAAGAGGAAGCGGAGAGACUCGGUAGUUGUGGAGGGGUUCAAUGUUUUCAAGAGCUCUAAGUCUCUCAAAACCAGUAAUGCAACAGCAAAUUUGGAAGAUGAUUAUGUACUACAUAGAAAGGAAGUAGAGAAGCAGAUAGAGCUAGAUUCUCUUUUUCGUAAGAAAUAUGGGAUUCGUAUUUCAGGGUAUAGUGUUCCAUCUCCAAUUCGGAACUUUGAUGAAUUGAAAUCAAGGUUUGGCUGCAAAUCACAUUUAUUGCAUAAUUUUUUUGAAUUGAGUUUUAAAGAGCCAACACCUAUUCAAAUGCAAGCCAUUCCAAUUCUACUCGCAGGACGUGAGUGUUUUGCAUGUGCGCCAACUGGAUCAGGCAAGACUUUGGCUUUCUUGAUCCCUAUGCUUAUGAAAAUUAAGCCAAGAUGUAAAGGUGUCAAAGGAGUAAUUAUUUGUCCGACAAGAGAAUUAGCUGCACAAACUACUAGGGAGUGUAAAAAGGUGGCUAAAGGUAGAAAGUUUCACAUCAAACUUAUGACUAAAGAGUUGUCCCGAUGUGGUGAUUUUGCGAAAAUACCCUGUGAUAUUCUUGUAUCAACUCCACUUCGUGUUGAUUAUGCUGUGCGCAAAGGAAAGCUUGAUUUAAAUAGGGUGGAAUAUCUUGUUUUAGAUGAAUCAGAUAAACUUUUUGAGCUUGGUUUCGUAGAACAAAUUGAUUCCAUAGUCAAAGCUUGUUCAAAUCCUUCCAUAGUUCGAUGUUUGUUCAGUGCAACGUUACCAGACUCAGUGGAGGAACUUGCACGCACAAUAAUGCACGAUGCAAUCAGAGUAAUUGUGGGAAGAAAAAAUUCUGCUUCAACAUUAGUCAAACAAAAAUUAUUAUUUGCUGGAAGUGAAAAGGGAAAACUUCUCGCACUUCGUUUAAGUUUUGCAGAGAGCCUUAAUCCUCCAAUUUUAGUAUUUGUUCAAAGCAAAGAAAGAGCGAAGGAGCUUUACAAGGAAUUAGCUUUUGAUGACAUAAAGGCAGAUGUUAUUCAUGCAGAUUUGACUCAAGAGCAGAGAGAAGAUGCUGUUGAUAAUUUCCGAGCAGGAAAAACUUGGGUUUUGAUAGCAACUGAUGUCAUCGCUCGCGGAAUGGAUUUUAAGGGUAUUAAUUGUGUCAUUAACUAUGAUUUUCCCGAAUCAGCUGCCUCUUAUAUUCAUCGAAUCGGUCGGUCUGGAAGAGCUGGGAGAUGUGGUGAGGCUAUAACAUUGUUUACUGAAGAGGAUAAACCAUUCCUAAGGAACAUAGCAAAUGUGAUGAAAGAGUCAGGCUGUGAGGUUCCAGAUUGGAUCCUAAGCUUGCCCAAGCUCAAGAGGAAGAAGCACAGACCAAUGAGAAAUUCUGUAGGAGCCGAACCUGUUGACACUGAAGAUCAUUAAGCUGUCUCCUCAAUUUCUUUUUGAUGUAGUCAGCAUUUUAAGUUACAUGUAACAAUUAUAAUUGUCUGGAUUCUUUAAUUGAAUCAUUUUUCAAGUGAAAGUGUCUUCUUUUACUGUGAU